This is a messenger RNA of Angiostrongylus costaricensis, 4719 nucleotides long. NCBI's taxonomy places the organism in Eukaryota, Metazoa, Nematoda, Chromadorea, Rhabditida, Metastrongylidae. The record is from the annotation of a GenBank genome assembly.
AUGCCACCCGAAAGGGUCCCAGAUCCAUUGCGGCAGAAGUUUCUUCCGCAUCAUAGUGGCUACCAACUCGAGUACUCUAAAUAUCUCGACAUUCGCAAGGGUUCUGAUUGCAACGUGAAGUUCUUCAGGAACUGUUCCGGAGAAUUCGUGAAUUUUAUUGCGCUGCAUUGCGCGAACUGCGUUGCCCUUUGUCGUCCUUCGGGAGAUCGGUCGGAGACUCGCUAUGUGUUUCCGGAGGAACUAACUGUUAAGGACAUUGAGUAUAUACGGUGCGAAGAUGGUGGAUAUGGUUUUGUCGUGGCACUGAACAGUACAGGAAUAAGCGUCCAUCCUCACUGUGUUGCCCUUCUUCGUUGGAAUGGUGCUCAGCUACAACUUGUUCGGAAAUUAAAAAUGGAUCAAGAAAUUACGUGUUUGAAAGUGGUGGCCGAUGAUGAGAGCAUGAUUCAUCUGAGUCCACUCCUCCAUCCUAAGAUGAUUUCGUGGCCACAUAUUGUUGCUGUUGGAACUCGUUAUGCUCACUGCUAUCUGUUUCAUUUCGAUCAACUACAACAACAGCAGAAGGAUGAUGUUCAUGUUCCGCUUUCUGGCACUCUAACGGAUGGGCUAAGUCCCGAAAAAGAUAAGUCGUUAGUUUUCUUCACAUACGUCGCCAGUGAUAGGAAUGGGUGCUGUCUGAAGGGGGGCCUGUUUGAUCUCAAUGCGUACUACUACGAGCGUAUGGUAGGAUCCGUCGUUCAUGAUGGAACAGCUGCUCAGCAAUGUGCAUUUAUGUCGUUAGUUCAUCCUAUACCUGUGCAUCUUAAAGAUGAGGACUUUUCAUUAGUGAAGGAUUCUAUUGUUGAUACAAGCCUUAUUACUCGGUUUAUAUCCAAUGUCAGUGACGCUGAACAAAUGUUCUAUCCUUCCGCCCUGGAAGUACAAAUUUUUUCGAUAUAUGUCGCCGGUACGAAAAAAUGUUUCCAAUUUACUCUUCCAAGUCUUCCAAAUCAGUUGCUCUCGGUUAUUUGUGCUGAUCUCGAACUGCAUGUUGCCGAUGCGAAGCCUGCGUCAACAUGGCUGACUGCCUUAGGAUUUUAUAAAAAGGAGACUUAUUCUGCAAAAGAUCAGUAUGGACAUUUGUGUUCGGUAUUGAGUGUGCUCAUCAGCCAUCAACGUGCAGGAGCCAUUGUACAAUUCAUCAAACACUGCGAAUCUCCAGAAUCACGUCACAUGAUUGCUACAUGGAUUUGGGAAGAGAUUGAUAAGGCUAGUAAGAAACUGCAUGAAGCAAUUGCUCCAUUAUUCGCGCGAUUUUCUGCCCCGCUUUCUCCUGCUGGUCGAAAAUCGUUGGCUCACGUACACGAUGUUUUCGUUGCUGGUUUGCAGAUUAUUCGAGAGUUAGUUGGUAGUCGUGAUCGUGAACAAGAUGAAACAAAGGAAUACAUGACAAGUUUGGAAGCGCAGCUCUUUGCUGUUGAGAAUCUGUUGUCGUAUUCGACUGUUAUUCACCAGCUUAUAUACUCGAAGAUUUUGCCUGUGGCCGAAGAUAGGGAGAUCCGUCUAGCAAUGGAGGAUUCCCUAAAGGAGCGCAGAUCUAAAAUUCCUGGUAGACAACUCAACGUUGACAAACUUGUUACUCGAAUGCGUAAAAGAUCUCCGAGCGAGCCAUUAUGGCAUGCAGAAGGUCCUCAAUGGUACCCACCGGCACUCUUGAAUCUUCUUGGUCCGAUUCUUCUCCUAAACAUUCCUACUCUGUGGAAAGGCCAGCUUCUCGCAUUUUAUCUGUUAGAUUAUGCAAAUUGUACAAUAGCAUGUACGGGUGGCUCCGGUUUGGCUGAGAAUAUUGCUGAUGUGGUGACGAGACAGAUGAACGGUAUUCUCUCAAUGAACAAAGACGAGAUACAAAAUGUGUACAAAAUGUGGUGCGCCGAUUGCGAAAAUUUGAUUCUGGAAGGUUCAUCUAAACAAUCGUCUCCCUGUUCCGAAGAAUUGUCUAUGAGUUCCGAGGCAAAGCGAUUGAUGAGUAUUCCCCGUACACUUAGUGUUGUUGAAGAAAAAAAGCUUAAAUCGAUACUGGAAUCAGUUCCUUUCGGAAAAUUUCGUUGGCAGUGCUAUUUAGCUAGGAAUCGUCGAUAUGACGAAAUGUCGGAAUUACCAAUACCUUUGAAUGCUGAUCAUGACGAAGGUGUUCUUGAAUACCUCCAGUUGUUGCCUGCCAUAAAGAUGCUUCGAAAGAGUGUUAUCUGUUCAUCAAUGAAGUUAGUAAAUCAGCCAGCUUGGCCAGCAAAUAUUAAACAAGCAAUUGAGAAAUUUGAGCAUGAGAGAUGUUUACAUUCUUCAUCAUAUGAAAGCGAACCUCGUCUGCUUAAUCACGGCAAAACGCCAGUGCAUCUAAAGUUAAAUUCUAAAAUUAACACAAAUGGAUGGAUAGGAGCUUUGGGUGCUGAUCAACACUUUAGCAAAAGUUUUCCUUCGCGUAUUAGCGAGCCAUCUGAUGCUACACCAUCUCGAAAAUCUACUGAUUUGAACUCCAGCGAAGACGAUCUGCUAUUUUCGAGGCUCGUAUUAAAUAUUUCUAUCAACACUUUAAACAACAUAACGGACAUACUACGGACACCAAGGGCACGUGCUUGCGCCGCUGCACAAGCGGAAUCUCAACGCAAGUGGAUCGACACAACUCCUGAGGGUGAACUUCGAACAGCAGCUCCUCGUAGCAUUCUUAAGUCUGGAAAGUGGGACCGAGUGACAUCACCAUCACGAACCCGACUCCAUUUCGAUCUUCCUUCGUCAAAUUCAUCUCUCAACAUUUCUGAAAAUUUUGAAAAGAUAACUCAGCCUAAUUUCGAUGAGUCGUUCGAAUACUAUGGGAGAGAUGAGAGAAUGGAUAUGACCACAGAAGAGUUUGUACCUCUAGUCAGCCCCGAUCGUGAUCAUUCGGAAGAUAUUAACGAUAUCUUGCAAAAAUCGCUUGAAGUCCAAGAUGAAGAUGAAGAGGAAGGAGGAGAUUAUGGCAGAAGUACGGUAGAAAUUGAGGAGAUGGGUGUGACUACAGAGCAGUUUGUACCUCUAGUCAGCCCCGAUCUUGAACAUCAUAAUCAAUCUUCAAUGGUAACUGACAAAGAAUUUCAAACAACUAAUUCUGUUUUACAAGGUGUUAACGGAGUGUUGCAAAAAUCGUUUGAAGUCCAAGACGAAGAUGAAGACGAAGGAGAAGGCUAUGGAAGAAGUACAAUAGAAGUUGAGCAGCAGAAUGAGGAUGACUUUGGUAAUAUUGCUGAGAAUCCUUCGGAAAUCUACUUCGAGGAACAGGAAGAAGAAGAAAUUCCGCAGGAGUGUGAUGGAGUAACUUUGGGUGAGAAUUACGAUCGACAGCGGGACCAUGGUUCUUGGGCGCUCGAAGAAAAAGAUUUAAGAACUUCCAUAGAGAUACAGGAAGAGAGUUGUGAAGUUGACACUGCUGCUCCUGUAAGGUAUAGAACUGCUGUAUCUGCGAAAGUUGAAUUUGGAGCGAAUUCCGAGAGUGAAGAUAGAAUAGAGGGACCAGUGAUUUCGCAACUCGAGAAGCAAGUGGAAUUUGAUAUUGAGGACGGAAAACAUGUUCAGGAGAUAUCUGGAGAUAAGACUGUUGAGAGCAGUGCUCGGUCAAAUUCAGUAGCUGAGAACAUUUCAGUUCCAGCUGACAACGAUCCUCUGUGUUCUGUUUCGGUAACGUUAGACGUUCCGUUAACAAUGUUGAACCGUAUGGAUUCCCCAACAGCAUCUACCGACACGGGGAAGAGUGUUGUGGUUUGUGCAUCGUCUCAGUCUGAGAAAACACACUCUUCCAAUACUUUAACUGCUAGGAAACAUGGUUCAUCGAAAAAGACUGGUCGUUUAUCUGGCACUCCAACAAGGCAUUCGCUGCGAUUGCGGGAAAGAGUUGUCGAGGCAGUUGGCAAAGAGACUGAAGAUGGUGAUGUUCUGAACAGUAAUACAAGUCAAUUAGCUCUAUCAGGGAAGCAUGAUGCUAGCGAUGUGAAAACGUUGACACCACCAAGAAAAAGAUCACCUGCAAGAAAGCGUAAGAAUGCGGAGGUCACUCAGUCUACAAAAUUGCAACUGCCUACUCCAAACUCGACGGUAACUGUUGAUGAGGAAUCGGACGCUGGUACCACUGGAACUCAUCGAGUAUUACGAAGGUGUGAUUUAGGAGAACGCCCACAAGAGCUAGAGAAGGAGAACGGUUGCCUACUCCUGCAUCAAAAACUUCAAGGUGAUUUACCCAACGAGGGAAUCAUUACUAAAGAAGCUGACGGGUCUGUUUUUUUAGAACAACUCGGAAAAUCAGUGGACAUGGUAAAGAAGCACAUAUUGACAAUCAGCCUAAAGCUGGUGAAGAGGGUUCUAGGCACAUCGGGAUUCCCAGCUCUUGGAGGACUUGACGCUCGAUCGUUUUUUAACAUGGUAACCGAACGAAAGAUAGCUGAAAUCGAAAGCAGUCGACGAAGAACUCUAUCAGAUUCUGGUGUCUUGGACCCGCAAUCGAACUCUGGACAAGUUAAAGUGUUAGACGCUAUUCCUGAAGUUGAAGAGGAAUCAAGGUCACGAAGAAGUCGAAGUCGUAUCAAGGAAAAAGAUGAUAUUGGGGCUUCUACAAACAAUAAGAAAAAGACACCACGACCUAGACGUGCUACUAGCGCAAGCAUUUUGGAAGAAACUCCUCCAAGGAUUACGCGAACGCAUAGUGGUGAGAAAUAA